Notolabrus celidotus (New Zealand spotty) is the source of this 1555-nucleotide messenger RNA. Its product is annotated as endonuclease domain-containing 1 protein. The record is from RefSeq and is a predicted model, not a curated record. Gene Ontology annotation, molecular function: nucleic acid binding; hydrolase activity; metal ion binding. The transcript is spliced from 2 exons. Lineage: Eukaryota; Metazoa; Chordata; Actinopteri; Labriformes; Labridae. The coding region runs from base 284 to 1195 and encodes 303 amino acids.
GUUUGUUACAGAUUCACUUCAAAGAGAGACAAAGAACCUAAAAAAGGGUUUCAUACAAGAGACCCAACACUUUUAAUUUAACCAAGUCUUUCAAUAUUAAGGUCAAAUUUCUUGGUUAGCUCAAAGCAAUGGCCCUCAUAUCCAUGCCCUCAUGUAGAAGGAGGCAUGUCUUUCAGUUACUCUACUUGCUUUGCAUAUCUUCUUUCGGACAUUUAUAUCAUAACUGCAAACAUCUGUGUCUUUGUUUUACAGCCGUGGCAGUAGUAGCAGACACAGAUGAACCAUGAGCGUGCUGGAACCUUUAGUUUUGGCUUCUGUGAUAGUUUGUUUUUUGCCUUUGAUUUCAACAUCGGUUGUUCAAGAUUUUAAUCACAUAGAGAGAUGUAAGGACUCCCUGUAUAUGGGGACCCCACCGAGGGGGAUCAUUGGCACCAGACUGAAGAAGAUCUGCCAACGUUACGCGGACAGACCUCGAUUCGUGACUCUGUACGACCCCCAGAAGAGGAUUCCGGUUUACUCAGCUUACACCUUUAAGAAAACAGAGGGGGACAGACGUGUGGACUACCCUUGGAUGUAUGAACCACAGCUGGCUGAAAUUGAUGGUAAUGGAAACAUGCUGCCCUUCCCUACUGGUUACCUGCACAUGAAGUUUGAGGACAGCCAGGCAGUCCUGGACGACUACUCUGAUGUGGUUCUGUAUGAGAGAGGCCACCUAAACCCAGACCAGCAUCAGUCCACCCCACACGACCGAGCAGCCACCUACACCCUGACCAACGUUGUCCCAGAGAUACGAGAGUUCAAUAUCGGGCCCUGGCGUGAGUACGAAGAGCGAAUUCGGGUCCGUCUCAACAACUUCUGCCGCGGCACAGCCUUCAUUGUCACCGGAGUGACCACCAGAGGCAACACGAUCCGUCGUAACAACCAGGACCGCGUGGCCAUCCCUGAAGAUGUGUGGUCCGCUUACUGCUGCACCGACUAUGACCGGAACUCACCACACGACGUUCGAAUCCGCUUCCCGUCCCACGCAGCGCUGGGGAAAAACGCCAAAGAGGGCAACAGCGUUCAUGAGAUGCCAGUCCAGGAGCUUGAGAUCUUCCUGAAAAAUAACAUGGAUGUCGACCAGAACCUUCAGAUCUUCUACGACAACUGUAUCUCUCCCUCACCCCUUCCACUUUACCUCCAACAUACCAUCUGAAAUUUAGAGAACACAUUCUGUGUGCAUCUUUUCUCAUUACUUUGUGAUUUAAUAGAUGAUAGUAGAAAUGUGUGCUAUUGGUUAGAGUAACAAUAAUAAACAAAGCACUGUUCUAAUUCUCUGUAAUGCUAAUUUCCUUUGCAACUCAAGACAUUAAUUCUAAGUUGUGAUUUUACAAACUAGCUCUUUCAGCUCUUUCUUUGAGGGGGGAUUUAUUUCAUUAUUGCUCCUCUAACAAAAAAUAAAUGCAUGACACAUUUUACCACAGUCUUGUUUUUCCAGCAGGAGGGAAAGUUACACUGUAAUGUAAGUGUGAGUUGAUGCAAAUAAGCUAAAUAAAAAACAUGUAUUGGUCACUAC